ACAGUUGACGCAACGCGGAAGUUUGGGUUUCUUGUGUUCGGGUUAGCAACACUUCGUGACGCAGACGUUUUCCAUCUUGCUAAUGUUUUUAAUUAGUUGAGAGAAACAGCGUUUGUCAGUGGAAACUGUUGGAUAUACGGCAAGAAAAUGAAACGGUUUAUUACAGUUGUGUUUUUGUUUUUAUUGGUGGGGGACACCAAAAGUUGGGACGACGGCAGCGUGCUGUUGCGGGAUGUCCAAGUUUUGACUCUGUACAGGGGUCGCUACACCACGGCGAGGCGCUCCAGCCCCGUCCCUCAGCUCCAGUGUGUCGGAGGCUCGGCAGGCUGCAAGGCCUUCGUCCCGGAGGUGGUCCAGUGUCAGAACAAAGGCUGGGAUGGAGUGGAUGUGCAGUGGGAGUGUAAGACCGAUAUGGACAACGCGUACCGAUUCGGUCGCAUUGAGGUGAGCUGCGAGGGCUACAGCCACCCUGCUGAUGCCUACAUAUUGAAGGGCUCCUGUGGGCUGGAGUACACGCUGGAACUGACUGAAGAGGGCAGGAGGACACACACUGGAUUCAAGGGAUUUCAAGAUCUUGGGGGCUUUGCCUCCAGUUUCUUCAGUGGUUUUUCGGGAAGCAAGCAUCAUCCUCACCAGCACCACCAGCAGAACCACCAGAGCUCCUAUCCGUCAGCCAGUGAGGACUCAGGAAGUCUGCUGGUGAUCGCUGUGCUUCUGCUCUUAGCCUACGGCAUCUACAAGCUUUUCCUCAGUGGGAACACAUCCCAGUCGGGGCCGGACUAUGGGCAGGCUGGUUACUCCAGAGAUAAUUACCAUGGUUCCACCGCAGGACCACCCCCCCCAGGAUUCAAACCUGAUUUCACAGACUAUCCUGGUGCCACCCCAGGCUAUGGUUUCCACAGUGACUACACUUAUAGACAUCAGUACCCAGGAGGCCGAGCUGGUGGCACAGGUGGAGGCUUCUGGACCGGUUUGGGGACAGGAGGCCUGCUGGGAUAUCUAUUUGGCCGUCAGAGAAACCAGCCCUACAACUAUAACUACUCCAAUUACAAUGACAGCAGACGUCCUCCUGCUGGAAACCCCUCCUCUUCCUCGGGAACCCGCACUGCUUCAGGUUUUGGAGGAACCAAGAGAAGAUAGAAGCUGUGAAGGUGGACUGAUUUUCUGCAAUAGUUGACAAUGAAAGAAUUUGACCUGGUGCACUUUUAACAGAGGACCUCAGUGUUGGCUGCUGCACCAUGAGAAGAGACUCUCUCCAUGCAGAGAUGAACAGAACUUUGAUGUCAUCUAAUGACAGGAAGCACUUGUUUUUCUGUGAACGUGUGGUUUCAGUUUUAGCCUGAUGGCCUCAUGUUUGGAAGAUCACCGUAUGACUUUCAUGCAUUUUAAGAAGGUGAAUGCUUUGCAGUUGUUUGUUGAUUUGAUCAGCAUGUUGUAGGUAAGGUGACAUGUUAUUGCAGAGGUGGUCAGGUGGUUACAUAGGUAAUAGAUGACAGAUCUCUCUUGCAAACCUUUUGAAUUUAUAUGAAUUAAUAAGUUUAAAUGCAGCUGAACAGAGAUAAGAAUGAUGACUCAAAUGAUUUGAAUUGGUUAACCAGAAAAGUCUCAUGGAAAAAAAGACCAUGUUUUUAUUGUACAUUCGUCCAUCUGUCUGUCUCACCAUUGCUUUAUUUGCCUUUACUUGCAGGCCCUCACACCUUUGCUUUCUGUAUCUCUGAACAAGAUCAGUUUAAAUACAGUUGAGGUUAUGAUGUGUGAUAUUUUGAUAACUAAGUAAUAAAAAGAGACAAAAAAAUGAUGCUCCAUGUUUCUUUGCCUCAAA
Messenger RNA from Scatophagus argus, 1822 nucleotides. It is a transcript of the gene saraf, whose product is annotated as store-operated calcium entry-associated regulatory factor. The coding region runs from base 148 to 1140 and encodes 330 amino acids. The record is from RefSeq and is a predicted model, not a curated record. Gene Ontology annotation, biological process: regulation of store-operated calcium entry. Gene Ontology annotation, cellular component: endoplasmic reticulum membrane. The transcript has 7 exons. NCBI's taxonomy places the organism in Eukaryota, Metazoa, Chordata, Actinopteri, Scatophagidae.